AUGCAGAUUUUAAGGGUUUUUAUUACUGUGACUCUGUCAGUCCAAGUAGUCCAGUUUGGAGAUGCCUGUGAAGGAGAAAAUUGUGAUAAUGAUCCAAGCCAGGAGAAGCUGAAUACUCCUUUAUACACCUUUAAUGUUUUAAAUCAUCUUAAUUCUGGGAAAAAGAGAAGCAACCCUGCGUUUACCGGCCUCACAGAUGCUAACAAAGUGAACAGAAACUGCUGCCAAAAUGGAGGAACUUGCUUCCUGGGAACUUUUUGUAUAUGCCCCAAACACUUCACUGGGAGACACUGUGAAUAUGAUACAAGGAUCAGAAGCUGUGGUACCAUCAGGCAUGGCGAGUGGAUUCAAGAAGGAUGUCAGUUGUGUCAGUGCAUCUAUGGGACUCUGAAAUGCUCUCCUCAAGCACUCAAACAUGAAUGUGAUGCUGCUAGCUGACCUAUAUAUUCUGUGAACUCCAUUAAAUAUUUUGUUUACCUCAGAUCCCACAAAGGAAAACUGCUUCAUUGGAUUCACCUCAAAAUGAGUUUCAAAGCGCAACAGCAUCAGAGGACUGCAUUCACCCCCUCACAUCUUCAUUAUUAAUUGCCACUGCUUCAUCAUUUCCCUCCAUGAAUGAUAUAAGGAACAAGAAAGUGUG
Messenger RNA from Rhineura floridana, 640 nucleotides. Its product is annotated as cryptic protein-like. The record is from RefSeq and is a predicted model, not a curated record. The transcript is spliced from 7 exons. Lineage: Eukaryota; Metazoa; Chordata; Lepidosauria; Squamata; Rhineuridae. The coding region runs from base 1 to 438 and encodes 145 amino acids.